AUGAAUGAUCUUCCGGAAUCAGCCGAUGGCGGCGGAGCAGCGGUGGGGGAGAGGCCUUUAUCAUCUCCUUUGAUGUCUCCGGCGAACCAGAGUCCAUCGGAAAUUGGGCCGGAGCUAUGGGAGACAGCAGAGAAAACUGCCCAUAUGAUUAUCUGCAAGGUACAGCCGACUGCAAUUUCUGAAGAAAGAAGAAGAGAUGUAAUUGAAUACGUUCAAAGAUUAAUCAAGAACCGUCUUGGCGCUGAGGUAUUCCCUUAUGGUUCCGUACCAUUAAAGACAUAUCUCCCCGAUGGAGAUAUUGAUUUGACUGCCUUUGGCGCUAAUGUUGAAGAUAGGUUGGCCGAGGAUAUGAAAUUUGUACUUGAAGAAGAAGAAAAUAAUAGGUCAUCAGAGCUUGUAAUAAAGGAUGUGCAGCUCAUUUCUGCUGAGGUUAAGCUUGUAAAAUGCCUCGUGCAGAAUAUUGUUGUGGAUAUUUCCUUUAAUCAAAUUGGUGGGCUGUGUACCUUAUGCUUUCUUGAGCAGGUGGAUCGCCUCAUUGGCAAAAAUCAUUUGUUUAAGCGCAGUAUCAUACUGAUCAAGGCAUGGUGCUAUUACGAGAGUCGGAUUCUUGGUGCUCAUCAUGGCUUGAUUUCUACUUAUGCUUUGGAGACAUUGGUCUUGUACAUCUUCCAUCUUUUCCACACAACGUUAGAUGGUCCUUUAGCAGUCCUAUACAAAUUUUUGGACUACUUCAGCAAAUUUGACUGGGAGAUGUAUUGCAUUAGUUUGAAAGGACCAGUUCGAAUUUCCUCAUUGCCGGUCAUUGUGGCUGAGACACCUGAAGAUGGUAGUGGUGAUUUACUACUUACAGAUGAUUAUUUAAGAUCUUGCAUUGAAAUGUUCUCCGUUCCUUUGAGAUAUGCUGACCAAAAAUCCCGUGGAUUUCAACCAAAACAUCUCAACAUUGUUGAUCCACUAAAAGAGAUCAAUAAUCUUGGCAGGAGUAUCAGCAAAGGAAAUUUUUACCGGAUACGCAGUGCUUUCUCUUAUGGCGCUAAAAAACUUGGGCAAAUACUCGUGCAGCCAGAAGAUCGUAUCACUAAUGAGCUUCAAAUAUUUUUUUUGAGCACUAUGCAGAGACAUGGACGUGGACAGAAGCCUGUUGUUCAAGAUCCCUACCCGCAAUCAACAUACAAUGGUUUCAUUCCCGCGUCAUCUAGUUUAGGGACAGAGUCAUAUAAAGUUGAAAACUCUGCCAAUGCUGCAGACCAUCGUUUCUUUGGAGAUGCAGAUGACCUUGCUACCCCAAGCAUUGCAUGCCUUAAUAUUUCUAGUGAUUCUCCCAAGUCUUACACCCAAGUUCUCAAAGAGAGUGUCAAUGCAAUUGGUAUGCCUCAAGAUUCAGAUCAUGCGAGUUUGCAUCAGGGCACAAGGAGCAGGAGUGCAAUUCCGGAAUCUUCAAACUCCUUGUCAGAUCUCAGUGGGGAUUAUGACAGUCACUUCAAAAGUUUGCAGUAUGGUCGGUUGUUUUAUGAAUACACCUUCGGUGUGCCUUAUUUGCCCAUGGCUCCAAUGCCACCCCCUCAAUAUGAGAACAAGAAGCCAUGGGAUAGUGUCAUAUAUCCAUCACAGCUGAGGCAUAAUGGUUUUUCCCAUGGACAUCCCAAUGGCUUCAUGCCAAUGUAUCCCAUGAGCCAUGUACUAGUACCCGGUGCAUCCUUCGGCAGGGAAGAAAUGCCUAAACACCGAGGAACGGGAACAUAUUUUCCCAAAAUGAAUCGAUCCCCACAAGGGUAUAGGCCUUCAGCUGUUAAAGGAAAGAAUCAGGCAACUUUGCGUUCCCCAUGUGAUAAUGGGCGGAAUGUGAUAUUUACUGAGACAAAUUUGCUCGAGAGAAACAACCAUGAGCAGUCUCAACCUCUAGUCCUAGCUGACCAAAGUGUCAAUCUCUUGUCAUCUGGGAUCCACCAGCCAUUUUCCCCUCGUGGAAGUGGGCCAACACCUUCUGGAACUUUUUCCUCAGAACGAUACAGGCAACAAAGAUCAGCCCCGUCUUCGCCUCAAAUUUCAUGUCCAGAUUCCUCUGGAAUGCAAACGCCCAGACCUGCAUUGAGCAGGGACCCGGAUAGGGGUUCAUUUAAAUCAUCAUACCAUCUCAAAGAUCAAGAAGAUUUCCCGCCGCUGUCUGUCUGA
Messenger RNA from Fraxinus pennsylvanica, 2172 nucleotides. The record is from the annotation of a GenBank genome assembly. NCBI's taxonomy places the organism in Eukaryota, Viridiplantae, Streptophyta, Magnoliopsida, Lamiales, Oleaceae.